AACUUCGGAAUUACGAAGGCUGCAUAAUCAGCAAGCUGGAAAUAAGAGAUAGGGCCGGUACGUUGGUUGAGCGUUGGAGCUGCGAGACUUCCGGUAGUACGAAAAGGAACUUGAGCAAUGGAACAGAUAUUUGUCUACCCUGCAAUACACCCAGCCGAUGAUUCCAUUAAAACAAAAGAUCAAACUGAAUGCAAAGAGCAGAUCAUUGACAUCCCACCGGAACUGGAGGCUUCUCGUUGUCCUGAUAAGUACUGUAUCUACAGGAUUCCCAAGAGACUUCGCGAGGUCAAUAAUAUGGCCUACACCCCUCGGCUGGUUUCUAUCGGCCCUUUUCAUCACCGCAGUGAAGAGUUGAAGGACAUGGAUAUACAAAAAUUCCUAAUUUUGAAGAAUUUCUGUAAUCGUAUAAUUGGGAAGAGCAUCGAUGAACUUAAAGGCGUCAUCAGGCCCAAAGAAAUGGAAAUCCGCAGCUGCUAUUCAGAGACCUUUCUACUUAGCAGUGAAGGGUUUCUAAACAUGAUUCUACUGGAUGCUAUCUUUAUACUUGAGCUCUUCCGCAGGAAAUCUGAAAAAGAUUUUGGAAGCUCAAAGGCUCAAGAAAAAGAUUCUGGAAACUCAAAGGCUCAUUAUCAAAUAGAUUAUAUAUUAAGCCGGCCGUGCAUGGAACGCGGCAUACGGCAUGACCUGCUUCUACUUGAGAAUCAGCUCCCUUUCUUUAUUCUUGAGGAGUUAUACCAACAUGUGGAACCCAAUACAAAAAGAAAGACUCUUCUUGAGCUCUCUUGUGCGUUUUUUGGUGAUCUCUAUUAUGGUUGGAAGCCAGAGUCCAAGGAGUGUUUUAAUGAUUUGGUGGGAUGUUUUCGCCCUCCACAAAACCCAAGCCCAUGCUCACCAGCGCCCAAGAACGAUAUAGUAAAUCAUAUCACAGAUUUGGUGAACCGUUUUCCACCGGACCGAAGCUCACCAAAUUUCAUUGAAGUAAAGCAUUUCACAGAUUUGGUGAGAUAUUUUUUCUGUCCACCCAAAAAAGAAGGGCAAAAAUCCAAAUGUUGGACGUGCACAGGUUGUUCCAAAGAACAAGAAGACAAAAAUAAAAGAACUAAACACCUACAUGGUACCGCAACAAAGCUUGACGAGGCAGGGUUGAAAUUCACUAGGCCAUAUUCAGAAAGAGAUUUACUUGAUAUAAAAUUACGGCCGAAUGAAUGCUUAGAAAGGUUCCCGUGCUUCAAUCUCUAUGGCUCUUGUCUUGCUUACCCUUCCUGAAAGGCAAUUGCUUGGAACGCCGUGUGCAACGUUGCUUGGAAGUCCCACCCCUUUGUGUAGACGACAAAGCCGAAGGUCUUUUCCGAAACCUGAUGGCUUUGGAGCAGUGCCAUUAUCCAUCUAAAACUUACGUCUGCGAUUACAUUGUGUUGUUGGAUGAUCUUAUCACAACUAAAGCAGAUGUAAGGUUGCUUGUUGAAAAGAAGAUCAUUGUUAACGAGUUAGGUUCCAGCGCUGCAGUGACGAAACUGGUUAACAACCUCGCCCUGGAGAUUGAAGAAAGUGGAACCCAUUACGCCGAGCUCUGUGGAAAGCUUAAUGAGUACUACGAGAGCAAUUGGAAUCGUCUGGUGGGAACCUUGACUAGGAUGUAUUUCUCAGACUUUUUUAAAGGCACUGCUACUUUUGUUGGAAUUAUUGUACUGGGUUUCACUUUGUGGAAUUUCAUCAGGCUUAUUAGAUUGAGUGCUUGCAACAAUGUUGCAGGCAAGUACUAGAUUUGAAGCAUCUCAUGUGGGUAGUGUUUGUUGGAGUGCUAUAUAAAAUGCUAGCUAGCAUCAGAUACGCUCAGUGGAUCGCAUAUGGCUAAUUAAUUCGUAGGUUUUUCUAAUCAUUUGUAUUUUGGAAGUUUUAUGACUUUGAUUUAGCAUAUAUGGAUCAGUGGAGAGUCUGUGAUC
Molecule: messenger RNA, 1943 nt
Organism: Juglans microcarpa x Juglans regia
Lineage: Eukaryota; Viridiplantae; Streptophyta; Magnoliopsida; Fagales; Juglandaceae
Product: UPF0481 protein At3g47200-like
Exons: 3
Coding region: 118-1266 (382 amino acids)
Source: RefSeq, a predicted model, not a curated record